CACGCUUGGAGUAUGGCAAAUCUAUAAUCCAUCGUCAGCAACAAUAUUGACAUUGAAUAAAUAAAAUUGCACCACGACAAUAUCGAAGAAAGAGGCACGUUGUCGUUUUCCCUGAUUAAAAAAAGUACUUUGUCACAGAUUACAAGAUAUCAGACACACUAACUAGAAAUGGAAAAUCAGCUUCCUCAAUUAGUGUCAGAUGCUGUUUUAGUCAAAAGUGGAGCUAUGCCAGAAGGCUCAGAAACAGUGAAGGGUUAUGAUUUCAACAAUGGUGUCAAUUACCAUGAGUUAUUGGAGUCUUAUAAGAGAUGUGGAUUUCAAGCAACUAAUUUUGGUAAAGCUGUAGAGGAAAUAAAUAAAAUGAUUGAUAAAAAGAUGGAAGGAAUACCAGAGGAGAAGAAGGAAGACUACUAUGACAAUCCAUGUAACAGACAGAGAAGUAACUGUACUAUUUUUCUUGGCUUUACCUCUAAUAUGAUUUCUACUGGUGUUCGUGAGAUGCUUAGGUACCUUGCUGAACAUAAUAUGGUUGAUUGCAUAGUAACAACAGCAGGCGGUAUAGAGGAAGACUUUAUCAAAUGUUUAGCUCCCACUUACCUCGGUGAUUUCAACAAGUACAAAGGAGGAGAUCUUAGAGACAGGGGUAUAAAUAGAAUUGGCAACUUAUUAGUACCUAAUGACAACUACUGUAAAUUUGAAGACUGGUUGAUGCCAAUUUUAGAUAAAAUGUUGGAGGAACAGAAAACAGAGGGCACUCAUUGGACUCCAUCUAAGGUAAUCGAUAGACUAGGGAAAGAGAUUGACGAUCCAGAAUCUGUUUAUUACUGGACACACAAGAACAACAUUCCAGUUUUCUGUCCAGCUUUAACAGAUGGAUCUUUAGGUGAUAUGAUUUAUUUCCACUCCUACAAAAACCCAGGACUUAUUAUAGAUCUAGUUGAAGAUAUAAAAAGAAUAAACAACCAAGCAGUAUAUGCCUUGAAUACAGGAAUGAUAAUUAUUGGAGGUGGAGUGAUCAAACAUCAUAUAUGUAAUGCUAAUUUAAUGAGAAAUGGAGCUGAUUUUAGUGUAUUUAUUAACACAGCCUCUGAGUUUGAUGGGAGUGACUCUGGUGCAAGGCCAGACGAAGCAAUAUCCUGGGGAAAGAUUAAAAAAACAGCUACACCUGCUAAGGUUUAUGGAGAGGCAACAUUGAUAUUUCCUUUAAUAAUGGCUGAAACAUUCGCAAGGAGGGAAAAAGAAUUCAAGGAACUUAAAGCUCAAAAUGAACACAGACCAUAGUCAGCAGCAUAAUCAAUAACCUAUCAUCCAAAAGCUAAAUAACCUGGGUCUAAACUAUCCCAGGAUAAGAGGAUAGUCUUCAGAACAGAAUCAGAGGUCUGAAUCUAACUCAGGAACAUGACCUGACAGAGAUCAAGAUGCUUAUCCGACAAAGAAAGUUCUUGAUCACAAGUGGCAUGAAGGGCUGUUCUUAUAUCUUUCUUUUCUCUCUCAGAAAAGGGAAACAUUACAUUACUCUUCAAAAAUUUGCCCUUUUUGGAAAAAGUAUCAAACAGUUCCUUCUUGAAGUUAAACAUUCAAAGGAGCAUAUUUUGCAUGUAAUUUUAAUUUUAAUAUUAAAAAAAAAUGAUUGAUAACUGAUCAUUUUGCUGCAAAACAUUUAUAUAUAAAAGUGCACAUUUUCUCCAUAGAUUGGUUUUGAUUUAUUUAUUAUUUUGCUGUGCUCUAAGGAGAUAAAAUGAUAGAUUGGUUUUAAUUUAUUUAUUAUUUUGCUGUGCAUAAGGAGAUAAAAUGACCAAAAUACUUUUUUUUCUUUUCUAACAUAAUUCUGUGUCUACUCUUGAAAUCUAAUAUAUAUUUCUUAAUUAAUAUUCUAAGAUUAUGCCAUGCAUUUGUUUUAACAAGUGUGUUUACAAACAAAUGUAAAGAUGUUCAUACAACAUUGAAUCAUGACUAGCUGAUUAGUAGUGAUAUGAAAUACUGUGGAUUCAUUAUUAUUCGUUGGAUACCAAUUUUUUGUGGAUUUCGUGGGUACAGGUAAACCACGAAAUCAAAUGUUCAACAAAUUUUAAAUUUUCUAUGUAGACUUCAGCAAAACCACGAAAUUAAAUUUCCAUGAACAUGUAAGUUUUCUUGAAUCCACAAAAAUUGGUACCAACGAAAAUAAAUGAAUCCACAAUAUACCUUGAAGGCUUUUAUCAAAUUUAUAAUGUAUGAAAUCUGAUGAGUUUGAAUGAAAUUAAGAAAACUGUUUUAAUCAUAUUUUCUUUAUUUUCAAUAGUGCAUGUGUACAGAUAUUAAACACAAAUCAAUGUUAAUAUUUCUGCAUAUUGUUUAAGCUU
This is a messenger RNA of Mytilus trossulus (common blue mussel), 2342 nucleotides long. Its product is annotated as probable deoxyhypusine synthase. Gene Ontology annotation, biological process: peptidyl-hypusine biosynthetic process. The record is from RefSeq and is a predicted model, not a curated record. NCBI's taxonomy places the organism in Eukaryota, Metazoa, Mollusca, Bivalvia, Mytilida, Mytilidae. The transcript is spliced from 9 exons. Gene Ontology annotation, cellular component: cytoplasm. Gene Ontology annotation, molecular function: deoxyhypusine synthase activity. The coding region runs from base 169 to 1281 and encodes 370 amino acids.